AUGCUCGACAGAAUAGACGCUACUUCGAUCACAACAAUCCAACUCUACAACCAGCCUUUUAUUCGCGCGUUCGAAAUGACCCCCUCAUUGCCCACCUUCGUCCCCGCCACCCAGCUGCCACUUGCCAUCGACAAUGGCCGACUGGUGCUCCAAGACAUGCUCGGUGUCGGAGCUUAUGGCUCGGUCUACAGGGCCAUCGACACCCAGACACACCAAACCUACGCCGUCAAGAGCCUUAACAAGGCCGGACUCAACUCUCGCCAGUGCGCCUUCCAGAACCAUGAGGCACAACUCCAUGCAAAGGUGUCUGGUCACCCCAACAUCGUCACGUUACACAAGGUGGUCGAGGAGAACGACUGUCUGUACAUGGUUCUCGACUGCGGGAUGGAGGGUGACCUGUUCUAUACGAUCACCGAACGAGGCGGAUUUGUCGGCAACACCAUGGCCAUCAAGACGAUCUUUAGCCAGAUCGCCAGUGCAGUGCUCCACUGUCACUCCCGCGGCGUGUACCACCGCGACCUCAAGCCAGAAAACAUCAUCAUGUUCGGCCGUUCAGUAAAGCUAGUCGACUUUGGUCUCGCCACCACAGAACCCGUCUCGAGUGAGUUCGGUUGCGGGUCCACAUUCUAUUUGUCACCAGAAUGUCAAGGCGGCUUCAUCGAAUCGGUGAAAUCGUAUGACAGUGCAGCCAACGACGUCUGGUCAUUGGGCAUUAUCUUGAUCAACCUUACCUUUGGCCGGAAUCCCUGGAAGCAGGCGUGCCCUCGCGAUGAGACGUUUUCGGCGUACGCCCAACACAACGACUUUUUGCAGACUAUCCUCCCUAUGUCGACAGAACUAAACGAAAUCGUCAAAGGCGCGUUCUGUCUCAAUCCAAAGAAGCGCAUUACCCUUUCAGAACUGGCCCGACGCGUCCAAGCUUGCAGGUUCUUCACUACCCCCGAGUUUCCCUCCGAGGCGUCUGUAGUCUCUGCAGCCACCGCUGCCUCUCAGGCCUCAUUUUCGACCACAAUGUCAGGAGUCUACCCUACAUCGAAUUUGCAUGGUCCGGAUGACAAGGAGGACUCUGGAGUGGACCUCCAGUCAAUGGCAUGA
This is a messenger RNA of Linnemannia hyalina, 1095 nucleotides long. Lineage: Eukaryota; Fungi; Mortierellomycota; Mortierellomycetes; Mortierellales; Mortierellaceae. The record is from the annotation of a GenBank genome assembly.